Messenger RNA from Macrobrachium nipponense, 1842 nucleotides. RefSeq names its product inositol polyphosphate-4-phosphatase type I A-like. The record is from RefSeq and is a predicted model, not a curated record. The transcript is spliced from 6 exons. Bases 871 to 1842 code for a protein of 323 amino acids. Gene Ontology annotation, cellular component: cytoplasm. Gene Ontology annotation, molecular function: phosphatidylinositol-3,4-bisphosphate 4-phosphatase activity. NCBI's taxonomy places the organism in Eukaryota, Metazoa, Arthropoda, Malacostraca, Decapoda, Palaemonidae.
UGCCAAGCGCAUACAAUUAACAUUUAAUAGUUCAUUCUUUUUUGUAUUGUCCUUAAAAGGUAUCAAAUUGAAGCAGUGAAGUAUUUGUUAGAAAUUAUUUCAGGCUCAUGUAUAAAUGAUAAAAGAUGGAUUUUUUUUCUUUUAUUUUGUAACAGAUUAUAAGCUAAAUUGCUAACAUCAGGCUUUCUUAGCUUAGUUUGCAUUGUAUAUUUGUUGUAUAACCUAACUAGUAUAUUGCUGAGUGCUUUCAGCAACUUGCAAGACUGUGCAAAUUAAUGUUGCCUGUACAUACGGUGUGCUUUUUUUGUAAGGAUUAUUUUUACUUUUUUACAUAAAUAUUGUUGUUGUAGGGGAUCCAAGUUUCCACAUCAUUGGUAUUAUGAUCAAGGCUUCAAGUUGAUCCAGGGGUUGAUGUGGAGUGACUUUCUUUUAUCAGCUUCAUUAAUAUAAGCUCUUGUUUUUUUUUUAUCUGUUGAAUAAGGCUAGAUUUAUUGAUUUACAAAUUUACAAAAUAGUUUUUGUCAGUGGUAAUGGUUUGUUAUUUUUACAUGUUUAAUUUUUUUUUCAUUUUCAGUUCAGCUUCAGAUAAAUUCUAUGAAAUAAUAAAUCUUUGUUCCUGUUGAUUUUUAGGCGAAAAACUUCGGAAAGUAUUACUAUUGUAUUGCAUGCCAUUUAUUUUAAAAAAAGCAUGUAAAGUAAUUUGUAAGUUUAAAAUUUGCAUUCAAGCUUGUUUUUAUUACGUUUUUGAGAAGUUUCCUUUUAGUAAAUUUCAGAUUUAAUUAAAUGUUAGUAAGAAACCCAAUAUGUUGUUGUUCUUACAAUCACUGAAGCAGUCAUUGUAAAAGCUUGUCACUUCUUUUGACUGUGGUCAUGUGUGAUUCCCUGACAGGUGUGCACGGUAGGCGAUCCCCUCCUCUAGUAGAUGUAAAUGAACCUCCAUUCUUGGAAAUAUCAAUAUCAUGUGAUAACUUACGUUGUGAUGGUGAUGGACAACCUCCAUCCCCAAGAGUCACUGUUCAAGUCAUCAGUUCUCCACAGAAUUCAUGGAUUCACUAUGCUCAAACAGAAGUUAUUGAAAGGACCAGCAAUCCAAACUUCUUAUCAACAGUUAGUUUUAGAAAAAGCGAUGGCUUAGAUGCUAGUACUCAGGUGCGGUUGAGUGUUUAUGAUGUAAGAGAAAGAGUCACAAAUACUACCACACAACUUGGUCAAUCUACGGUGAGCCUCGGUAGUUUGCGUGAAACUGGUCGCUCACGCCUGAGUUUACAGUCUCCUUUAGGCCGUAAUGUUGGAUUUAUAACUAUAACUGCUUGGACAUUGGAGCCUGAGUCAGUAGAUGCUACAUCUCAUACCCCCAGCAAUGCCACACCACACCAUCAGCCUGCAGCACCACCAACUGCGUGUCACAGACGAACUCAGUCACUGCCACCCCGUCUUAACACCAAGACUCGUCAUCCUACUCAAGGCCAUCUAAGUCUGCUGUAUGAUAACCCAACUAUGGCAACAUUCAGAUUUCAUUCUGGACUUGGUGGAGACAUUGCUGUUUUAGAAGUUAUGGCUGAGAGCAGAUACUGUUUUACGUUCCCCCAGCAGCUGUUACGCCUGUGGAUAUCAGAGGAAAGAAGAUGGCAGGAAGAGUUGUCAUCCUUGGGUGAUCUUUCAGACCAGUGGCAUACUAGACAGAUGGCUCUGCUCAAUCAACAUGUUACUCUCAUUAAUAUUUAUAGUAUGGCUUUGGACACUUUAGAUGUGGCAGCCCAUUCAGGUAUUGUAUAUUGUUUUACAAAUGAAAAACUUUGGGGUUUUAGUAACAAGCAUAGUAGUAAUGUCAUAAUGUCAUAA